Molecule: messenger RNA, 2084 nt
Organism: Eubalaena glacialis (North Atlantic right whale)
Lineage: Eukaryota; Metazoa; Chordata; Mammalia; Artiodactyla; Balaenidae
Gene: CHN2
Product: chimerin 2
Exons: 14
Coding region: 216-1688 (490 amino acids)
Biological process (GO): regulation of small GTPase mediated signal transduction; positive regulation of GTPase activity; signal transduction
Molecular function (GO): GTPase activator activity
Source: RefSeq, a predicted model, not a curated record
AGAAUGGAGAUAGUCACUGGCUGCGGCCAAGCGAGAGAAGACAAGAGCCUGAGCUCACCCGGGAAGAACCAGGACCAGGUGAUAUAACAGAGACAACAGCACAAUGACAACAUUAGUGGGGCUUCAUGGAGAACUUGCUAUUUGCCAGGCACAGUCCCAAGAACUUUAUAUAUAUUAUCUCAUUUAAUUGACACAAUAACCCUAAGAGAUCGGUUAUGAGAUGGGAGACAUUGGAGGAUUUUAAGCAAGGGAGCAUUGUGAUCUCCCGUCUCUGUGGAUGGCUUUCUUCACCUCUUUGUGACGUUGCCAACAAGGAGCAACCCGAAAGGGAUGCUGAAGAAUACCAGCCUCCAAUAUGGAAAUCAUACUUGUAUCAGUUACAGCAAGAGGCCCCCCGUCCCAAGAGGAUCAUUUGUCCUGGGGAGGUGGAAAACAGACCAAAAUAUUAUGGAAGAGAGUUUCAUGGGAUCAUCUCCCGAGAGCAGGCAGAUGAGCUUCUCGGAGGCGUGGAGGGCGCCUACAUUCUUAGAGAAAGCCAGCGCCAGCCAGGGUGCUACACAUUAGCACUAAGGUUUGGAAACCAGACCUUAAACUACAGGCUCUUCUAUGAUGGAAAACACUUUGUGGGUGAGAAGAGGUUUGAAUCGAUUCACGAUCUGGUCACAGAUGGCUUGAUAACGCUGUACAUAGAAACAAAAGCUUCUGAAUACAUUUCCAAAAUGACAACAAAUCCCAUCUAUGAACACAUUGGAUAUGCCACUUUACUCAGAGAAAAAGUAUCCAGGAGGCUAAGCAGGUCUAAAAACGAAUCAAGAAAAGCCAACGUCACAAAUGAAGAACACACAGCGGUUGAAAAGAUCUCCUCCCUGGUCCGAAGGGCCGCCCUCUCACACAACGACAACCACUUCAACUAUGAGAAGACACACAACUUUAAGGUCCACACGUUCCGAGGCCCGCACUGGUGUGAAUACUGCGCCAACUUCAUGUGGGGGCUUAUUGCCCAAGGGGUCCGAUGCUCAGACUGUGGAUUGAACGUACACAAACAGUGUUCCAAGCAUGUUCCCAAUGACUGCCAACCUGAUCUCAAGAGGAUCAAGAAGGUGUACUGUUGUGACCUGACAACACUCGUGAAGGCUCACAACAUGCAGAGACCCAUGGUGGUAGACAUAUGCAUUCGGGAAAUUGAAGCAAGAGGAUUAAAGUCAGAAGGGCUUUAUAGAGUUUCCGGGUUUACUGAACACAUCGAAGAUGUCAAAAUGGCCUUUGACAGAGAUGGUGAAAAGGCCGAUAUAUCUGCCAACAUCUAUCCAGACAUAAACAUCAUCACUGGAGCCCUUAAACUGUAUUUCAGAGACUUACCCAUUCCUGUCAUCACCUAUGAUACCUAUUCCAGAUUUAUAGAAGCAGCAAAAAUCUCCAGUGCGGAUGAGAGGCUGGAAGCAGUCCACGAAGUGCUGAUGCUGCUUCCCCCUGCCCACUAUGAGACCCUCCGGUACCUGAUGAUCCACCUAAAGAAGGUGACUCUGAAUGAAAAGGACAAUUUCAUGAAUGCUGAAAAUCUGGGGAUCGUAUUUGGGCCCACGCUGAUGAGGCCCCCUGAGGACAGUACCCUCACCACCCUCCAUGACAUGCGGUACCAAAAGCUGAUUGUGCAGAUUUUAAUAGAAAACGAAGAUGUUUUGUUUUAAUCCACCAGGGAAGUGAGCUGAAUGGCCCCAGCCCCAUCUAAGUUGAUAAGGCUAAAGAAAUAAAAACAUCUUUUACACUUGAUUUGUUUUCCAAACAAGUGGCGGAAUUUCCUGGACCACAGAGGAUCGCCAUGUCGGCUAUUGUGUCUCAUAGACACUGGCCCCCUCCACAGGAGAACAGCAAGGAUGAAGGUGAGAAAAAGCCCUCGCCUGGGUCUUUGCUGUGCCUCGUAUGUCUGUUUUGCUGGAAGAGUGAUUAAUAAAUCUUUCUUUAACUUAUUAAAAAACAACGUAGACCUUUAAACUUCAGUCUUAUCAGUAAUAAAAGGGAACUUAAUUCAGAGGUACUUGAUACAGUUAUACAUUUUCCACUUACAAAAAGAAGACAAUUCUAUG